This is a messenger RNA of Scutellospora calospora, 165 nucleotides long. NCBI's taxonomy places the organism in Eukaryota, Fungi, Glomeromycota, Glomeromycetes, Diversisporales, Gigasporaceae. The record is from the annotation of a GenBank genome assembly.
AUGGAUGAUAUCGCAUUAAAUAAAUCUACUGCUGAAACUGAAACUGUAACUUUGUAUGAGGGAAAAACUUUUUCAAAUUGGAAACCGUAUGAGGCAUUUUUAUCUGAAUGGGCCAAGAAACAAGGUUUUCGAAUGAUCAAAGAUCGAGAAAAUGAUAGAAUUUGA